This is a messenger RNA of Penicillium alfredii, 609 nucleotides long. RefSeq lists its product as uncharacterized. NCBI's taxonomy places the organism in Eukaryota, Fungi, Ascomycota, Eurotiomycetes, Eurotiales, Aspergillaceae. The record is from RefSeq and is a predicted model, not a curated record. The transcript has 2 exons. The coding region runs from base 1 to 609 and encodes 202 amino acids.
AUGCCUGGCCUGCCGCCCGGGUACCUGAAUCGACUGGAGCAACGACUGGCAGAAACCGAAUCAGCCCUAUAUGGGGCGCUCAUCACCCUUCGUUCGAUGGGCCCAACCCGAGUGGCCCACGCCUCCACACGGCCAGAUGCGGUGCCCAAGCAGAAGGCUGCACGCAUGGAAGAAUGGUCCCAGCUCCCUCUGCAAGUCUCAUCGGGCAUGGAUCGUUGGCUGGCGGUCAUGUCCAACCAGUUCACCAUCGAGCCUUCCUUGGAUAUGCCACCUCAUGGGGUCUCUGGAAGCGAUUAUUCGAUGCCCAAGCCUUUGGGUCACAGUAAUACUCCUGGAGAUGCUCGGGGACCACCAGCCCCCUCUGUUUGGACAGCAAGGGAAGGAAACAGUGCAGAAAGUCCAUAUGAAGCACACCGGUAUGCUCAGACGAUAGUUCCUUCACCUCUGUACUCGGACACACAAGCUCUCGUCGGAUCCAAUGGUGUGGCCUCGCCAUCGAUUGGUUCAGGCAUGUCCGAGCAUGGAGUUCCUGAAGAAGGAACAGUGGAGAUUCACCAGUCCACCAAGGCCGAGCAAUUAACCAACAACCACCCCAGUAUCUACUUUUAA